AUGAUGCAUGUUGACUUGGCCUGGUAUUUUCUUGAUGAUCAUGGCCAGGAACAGGGGCCAGUCCGUGGUUCCAAACUUCGACAAUGGAUACAGUGUGGCAGCAUCUCGCAGGACUUUCGUGUUCGACUUCUCAAUUGGGACGGUUAUUCUUCAGUGCAGGAAUUGUGGCCAAACUCUGAGGUUGCCUUCUUGCUACCGCCUGACAUCUAUGGCCCCACUGGUUCUUCGAGGUGGGGUGGCUACAAACAUAACCAAGGCCAAAUCAUCGUCGAACGUCAUGCGGUUAACUUGGAGCAAUUCGUCGAGACAGCUGACAAAGCUGACGCAGCUGACAAAGCUGAGAAAUCAGCUGAAAAGGCAACACCCAGCAAAGAGACUCAAGCGCAAGCAGCUGGAACCACAAAAUCAGAUGUGGGAGACUUGGGCCUUUGA
Cladocopium goreaui is the source of this 432-nucleotide messenger RNA. NCBI's taxonomy places the organism in Eukaryota, Dinophyceae, Suessiales, Symbiodiniaceae. The record is from the annotation of a GenBank genome assembly.